AUGGCGAACUACCACGGCCGCAAGGCACCCAACGUGUCCCAAUACAUCCGAGACCUGAACGCUAUCAGUCCCCAGGACAACUCCCCUCGCGAUGAGGGCUUCAACCUGGACGAUGAACUGUUCACCUUCACCAACACACAUUUCUUUGACCUAGACUCUGGUCAGAACACCGACUUCCAGGCGCCGCCCGCCAAGCCGGACCCUGCUGCGACAGCUGCGGCAGAGGAUCCGGCUUCGGUUAUGGGGGAUAUUUCAAACAUGGACUUUAUGAAUGGGGAAUUCAACUUUGGCGACUUCAACGCCUAUCAGGCUCCUGCCAUGGGUGCCUUCCCCCCAGCGGAGAACACCCACAGCUUUCAGCCUGUCCAACCCAGCCAUGGCCCAGCCUACCCGGGUCAGGCCCACCCAACACAGCCGUCUCAGCUCCAGCAGCCGGCUCCUGUGCGCGCUGGUGACAAGAGGAAGGCCACCGAGAUCACCUCUACUACUAGCACUCCCAGCCACCCUGCCAACCUCGAGGAGGCGUCUCGUGUAGCCGCCGAGGAGGACAAGCGCAGGCGCAACACCGCCGCCAGCGCCCGUUUCCGCAUCAAGAAGAAGCAGCGCGAGCAGGCCCUCGAGAAGUCUGCCAAGGAGAUGAAUGAAAAGGUCGCCGGUCUGGAGAGCCGCGUAUCGCAGCUCGAGACCGAGAACAAGUGGCUCAAGAACCUCCUUGUGGAGAAGAAUGAGGGUAGCGAGGACAUCACAGCUCUCUGGAAAGAGUUCACAAAGCACGCCAGCCGUAGGAGUCAGCCCGAGACUGCUGGCACCGACGGCUAG
Molecule: messenger RNA, 819 nt
Organism: Emericellopsis atlantica
Lineage: Eukaryota; Fungi; Ascomycota; Sordariomycetes; Hypocreales; Bionectriaceae
Product: regulatory protein cys-3
Exons: 2
Coding region: 1-819 (272 amino acids)
Biological process (GO): regulation of transcription by RNA polymerase II
Cellular component (GO): nucleus
Molecular function (GO): DNA-binding transcription activator activity, RNA polymerase II-specific; RNA polymerase II transcription regulatory region sequence-specific DNA binding
Source: RefSeq, a predicted model, not a curated record